This is a messenger RNA of Nymphaea colorata (pocket water lily), 1225 nucleotides long. RefSeq lists its product as uncharacterized. NCBI's taxonomy places the organism in Eukaryota, Viridiplantae, Streptophyta, Magnoliopsida, Nymphaeales, Nymphaeaceae. The transcript is spliced from 9 exons. The coding region runs from base 217 to 1071 and encodes 284 amino acids. The record is from RefSeq and is a predicted model, not a curated record.
UCCGGAAGGGACAGGUGGGAGGGGACGGAAGAAAGAGAGGAAGGGUGGGGGCGGCGGAGUUUACGACGAUCCAUCCAACCGUUUCCAUCUCCACUCUCUAUCUCUCGCUCAGGUUUUUGGUUCUUCUCGUUUUUCGACAUACCCACUUGCAGAAGGCAGAAAGUGAGGGCAGUGUGUGAGUGAGGAAGCUUGUAAAGCCUCUUUCUGAGAUCCAUCAUGGAAGCCUCUGCUGCGCUCUCUUCAGCUCAAGGGUUUUGCGGCACAAAAGUACGCCCCUUUUCAUUCUAUGGUAUGUCUAGUGUACGAUAUACAGUUAACGUUUGGUCCCAUAAUUCAUCCCAACGUUUUGGUGGCUCGUUGAUCUCUUCAACAAUGAACAACAAAAGCGCAUUCUUGCUUCCUAUAAAGGCCUCAGAAACUUCACAAGGGGUAACAUCUGACAGUAUCUCAGAGAAGAGUAUAGAGGGUCAGAAUAAGCGGAACCUGAACAAAACAACAUUUCCUAGUGGGUUUGAGGCAUUGAUGUUGGAAGUUUGUGAUGAGACCAAUAUUGCAGAGCUUAAAUUAAAGGUGGGGAACUUUGAGAUGCAUCUCAAAAGGGAUAUAGCAUCAGCAAGAGCUCCAUCACAUAUUGUAUCCCCCGUCACUGUACCACCUAUACCAUCUGAGCCAAUGGUUGACUCUGGUGCUCCUUCACCACCAGCUACACCAGAGAAAUCCUCCCCUUCUUCAGCAAAUCCAUUUGCAAAAGCUCCACCAGCCAAAGCUUCAAAACUUGCAGCUCUAAAUGGGAUUGGAACUAAUGCAUAUGUCUUAGUACAUUCUCCUACGGUUGGCUCAUUUCGUCGAGGAAGAACAAUUAAAGGGAAGAAACAAGCGCCCAUAUGUAAAGAGGGGGAUACGAUCAAGGAAGGGCAGGUAAUUGGAUAUCUGGACCAGUUUGGCACAGAGCUGCCUGUGAAGUCAGACGUGGCUGGGGAGGUCAUUAAGCUUCUAUACAAAGAAGGAGAGCCAGUUGGAUAUGGGGAUCCCCUUAUUGCUGUCCUGCCGUCAUUCCACGACAUCCAGUGAGCAUUUACACCAGGAGACCUGACAGGCCUGUCCAUCAUUUCAUGAACUUGGUCAUAGCUAAUUAAUGUCUAGGGGACUUUAUUUAUUGACUUCGUUUGGCAUAUCUUUAGUACUUUGAGAUGAAAUUUUUACUAAAUUUUCUAUUUUGACCUCA